Molecule: messenger RNA, 3834 nt
Organism: Trichobilharzia szidati
Lineage: Eukaryota; Metazoa; Platyhelminthes; Trematoda; Strigeidida; Schistosomatidae
Source: the annotation of a GenBank genome assembly
GUUUGUUUUCGUUUGACAAUAUUUUUAGGUAGUUCUUUGGUGUUUCAUGGCGAACAAUUUUAUCCUAACCUGUAAUUACUACCACGUAUAGUCCGUUACACUAUGUACAGAAGGUUGAUUUUAAAAUGCAAUUAUCCCGGAAUUCGCUUUCAACAGUAUUGCUUUCGGCAAUCGUCCAAUUUUCCCAAGCAAUCGUCUACUUACAAUGAGGCCAAUAUAUUGAUGAUUCAUCGGGAUCUUCAGAAGCUUUUGUUCAACUGUCAGAAAUAUGAAUAUCCAAAAGCUUCAUCUGAAAUACUCCAAGAAUUCAAUCGUUUAGGGAUUGAUAUAUCCGCCACGAAGUGUGAUAAAAAACCGCUUUAUUUUAAUCUCCCUGAAUUGAAUGGGAACAAUAUUAAAGAUCAUCUAGAUUCCGUUGCUAAGGAACUUGCUCAUCCAUACAUAAAACUGUUGGAGAGUUUUAGUUCCCCACCAGAACUACCCAAAACUUGGGAAUCUACUGCUGGAUGGACAAAAUAUGUUGACGAUAAAGCAUACCCUGUAGAAGCACCUCAUGAAGAUGCUGUUAUCUUCGAUAUCGAAGUUCUUGUUAAAGAAGGACAUGCCCCGACCAUGGCAGUGGCUCUCACACCAGAAGGAUGGUAUUCCUGGACGUCUAAACGUCUUUCAUGCCAUGAUAAGCCUCUUGGAAAUGACGUUUUCGAUUCUCUAAUCCCUAUAUAUGGUUCAAAAGAUAAAAAUACUUCCAAGUGUAUAGUCGGACAUUUUGUCAGUUAUGAUCGAGCUAGAAUAUCAGAGGAGUACCUGUUAGAUGCAACAGGAAUUCGUUUUGUGGAUACUCUUUCUCUUCAUGUUGCUGUAUCGGGUUUGACAAGUACUCAAAGAUUCUUAAAAACAUCUGCUGAUAAACACCUUUUUAACAAUAAAACAUGGCAGGAGUACAUGGGAAAACGAGCUGACAGUCAGACUUUGGAUUCGAAACCAGAUACAGAAGCAUUCGUUAUGGAUCUCGAAUGGCUUUCAGAAACUAGUUUAAACAGUCUGGGUGAUAUUUAUCGUUUGUAUUGUAAAAAAGAACCUCCACAGAAUAAAGAAUUGAGAUCAGUUUUUGAAUCAGGCACAAUUGAAGAUGUUCAUUCAAAUUUUCAGAGUCUAUUCAAAUACUGUGCAACAGAUGUACUGAUGACCUAUGAAAUAUUGAAGGUUUUAUGGCCUAUUUUUAAAGAAAGAUUUCCACAUCCAGCCAGUUUUUAUGGAUUAUUAGAGAUAGGCAGUAUGUACCUACCAAUUAAUGAUAAUUGGUUGAAAUUUCAAAAGACCGCUGAUCAUGCCUAUGAAGAAAAUAUUUCCAGACAGAAAAAAUUGUUAAUGCAGCUGGCUGACCAAGCAUUAGCUAAAUACUCUGGUGAUUCCAGUGAAGGGUACAAAAACGAUCCGUGGUUAUGGGAUUUGGAUUGGUCGAAACCAAAAAUUAAAUGUAAAACUGAAGUUGACAAAAGAUUGUCGUGUCUCCCUAAAUGGUAUAGAGAGUUGAUCCCUAAACCAGUAAAAGAAAAUCUCGACGCUGGACCAGCGCUAUUAACUGCUCAAAUGCGUAUAGCACCAAAACUUCUACGACUUUGUUGGCAAGGCUUACCAUUACAUUAUGAUCAAGUAUUAAAAUGGGGUGUUUUAGUGCCUGGACGCGUUCCACAACCAUACGGUGAUCCACGGUAUUUCAAUGAAUCACCUACUGAAUCAACAAAAUCAGAUGAAAGUAAUUCCUCGAAUUCUGAACUAUGUCAGUAUACCUCACUGAUCCGUCCAGUUAUUCCUGUUGUUAAAUCAGCUGCAGCUGGUGAUGAAACACUUGAUUUUCCUUAUGGUGCUUAUUUAACCUACUGGUUAGCUGAUGUAAAGCGUCGUCUACUAGCAGAUUUUCAAGUGGCUCCGCCAACUUCAUCGGAUACAACAAUGUCAGAAAAUUUAGCUACUGCCUAUUGUCAACGAAUAAGACCUGAUCAACGAGAUGCUAGUCUUCUGGAUGAAUUCAAGCGUAGUGUUGAAAUUAUGCCUUUGGAAAGAGAAGAACGCCUGCGUCUGUCAUCAACAAUCAAUGCUAUUCGCAAGCUAGGUGAAAAACAAGCUAUGGAUUAUAAAUCAGCUAGAUUUAAUAAUAAUAAUAAUCAGAAUCACAAUGAACCGGUGUAUGAAAAACUUGGUGAAUUACAGGCUCAAGGUUCUGCUUUUUGGUUGAAUACAAAUCGAUUCGAUCAACAUUCCACAAAUUAUCCAUCGAAGUAUCGACGUCGUACUGCUGUCAAAUAUGCAGUAGAUACUGUCAAUCCUGUUAUACCCACGUGUUGGUUUAAGCAUCUUCCUCAUGAGUCUGGUACUGGAAUUCCCGUUGGUUCACCACUUUCUCGAUCAUUUCAAAAUCAUAUUGCAUCGCAUCGACUGCAUAGUGCUGAUUUUAAUCCGGACACAAUGAAAGACAGCAGCAAUAGUCAAGGGAAUAAUUCAAGCGGAGAAAUUGGAUUAGCUGACCAAUUACUUCAUGAUCGUGUUCAUGCUACAUUUUGGCAAAGUUAUUCAAAACGUAUCAAAUCACAGAUGGCUAUCUGGUUACCGCAUGAUCAACUUCCAAGCAGUGUUUUAAAGGAUCAAUCCUAUCAUUCUGAAGGCCGAUAUGGUGCUAUUCUACCUCAAGUUAUAUCUUCUGGAACUGUAUCUCGAAGAGCUGUUGAACCACUCUGGUUAACAGCUAGUAAUGCUGAUGAAAAUCGGUUAGGCAGUGAAAUCAAAGCGAUGAUUCAGUCGCCUCCUGGUUAUGUAUUUGUCGGUGCUGAUGUAGAUUCACAAGAGAUGUGGAUUGCUUCGUUAAUUGGCGAUUCAAGUGUCGGUUUUCAAGGUUCAACUCCUUAUGGUUGGAUGACACUACAAGGCAAUAAAAUGGAUGGAACUGAUUUACAUACUAAAAUAGCUAAAGAAAUGGGCAUUAAACGAAGUGAAUCAAAAGUGUUAAAUUAUUCGAGACUUUAUGGUUCAGGGAUUGAAUUCGCUUCUCAUUUGCUAGCAAAAUUCUGCAAUGUUUCACCGGAACAGGCAAGUCUAAAGGCGAAACAAUUGUUUCGAAUUACUAAAGGACAACGUACCAUGGUAGAUUCGCCUACAAAUGGUAAUUCAUCGUCUGUUUGGCGUGGAGGCAGUGAGUCGGCUGUAUUCAACCAGUUGGAGUCAAUUGCUCGUAGUUCUGAACCAAGUACACCAUUUUUAAAUGCUCAACUUACACGUGCAUUGAAUCCAAAACUUGUCAAAGAUGAUUUUUUACCUAGCCGGGUAAAUUGGGUUGUACAAAGUUCUGCUGUUGAUUAUCUACACUGUAUGCUUGUUUUUAUGCGUUGGCUUAUUAACAAGUACAAGAUUCCUGCACGUUUAUGCAUUAGUAUACACGAUGAAAUAAGAUAUCUUUGUCCAAAGGAGUAUGUUGAUCAAGUUGCACUUGCACUACAAAUUAGUAAUUUAUUAACAAGAACAUUUUUCGUCUAUCAAGUUGGUAUGCGUGAUCUACCAGAAUCAGUGGCAUUUUUCAGCUCAGUAGAAGUGGAUACAUGUAUACGUAAAGAGGCUAAAGAUGAUUGUGUUACACCAUCAAAUUCGAAUGGUAUACACAAGAGUUAUGGUAUACCUCCUGGUCAAUCAUUAACAAUGGAAGAGAUACUUGAACGUACUGGAGGAUCUAUGGGUCAAUAAUGUUUGGAUAAUUAUUCUUUUUUCCUAACACAUUAUGUAUGUAUGCAUUUCUUUUUAUAUAUACACAUAGAGUAUUUCAAGAUUAAUAAAUUUUUUAGCGCC